This is a messenger RNA of Bolinopsis microptera, 3922 nucleotides long. RefSeq names its product protein unc-13 homolog D-like. Gene Ontology annotation, cellular component: secretory vesicle. The coding region runs from base 14 to 3466 and encodes 1150 amino acids. Lineage: Eukaryota; Metazoa; Ctenophora; Tentaculata; Lobata; Bolinopsidae. The transcript has 27 exons. The record is from RefSeq and is a predicted model, not a curated record.
UAGCAAUGUCGAGAUGUCGAGAUCAGUGUCCACAGGUCAAGUCAUGUCCAGUUCAGUGUUAACAAGUCAGUCAGACCUAGCACCGGACAACAUCCAGGAUCUCCCCUCCAUUACCUUAAACCGAAAACAGGCGGUCAAAAGAAGGAGAUGGAGCGCAGCCAACUCGAUAACAGAGACUUCUCUCCAAAAGAUACACGAUGAGUCUGAGCGAAGAUUAUCCAACUUAACGAAUGAUAAUUUCGAGAAAUUACGAAGGGCGACUGUACGCCUUAACAAAAAAGAAGAAGAUAAUCUUAAUGGCUUGGUAUUGGAAAAACUUAGACAGAAUUCUUUCUCUGUCAAGAAGGUGGAUGUUGUAUCUGCCACCCGAAGUAUCGCAACUCGGUUUCAAUCCGUGUGUGAGCCUGACUUACUUAUUGCUGGUCUAAACGCUAUCAUCAACAGGCUCGGGAGAAGUAGCAACCACUUUGAAACCAGAGAUUUGAUAGAGUAUGUGAGACUGGUCUUCAAGAAAUCCCAGUUUGAAACAGACAAAUUGAUACACGUGUUGAGAGAACGAAACGAGUCAGCUCACUCACUGCAGAUUUUACUUGAACGAGCAAAUCUCAAAAGGGCUCCUAAGAGUUCAGCGUUUUGCUCGAUGACACUGAAAAAGCAAUACGAGCCAGUUCACUUCUUUCUUUGUAACGAGAGCAACACAGUGUUGUCGACCCUGUGCGGUUCUCAAAGUCCACUGUGGGACGUCACUCUGUCCCUACCCUUGGAAACGACUAAAGGAUACUCCUUAAUCUUAGCGGUAUGGGAAACCAAGACACAGGCCACCAUGGAAGUUGUUAACGAGGGGAAGAAGUGCAUGGGACGUGUCGAGAUCGACCUUAACUCUCAGAUAGCUACGGGUGAACACCAAUGGUGGGAACUGAGUAGCGCCAGGAAACCUAACCGCAAGAAGAUGAAAGGCAAGGUUAAUAUGGGGCUGCGGUACAACGCUGAUAUUGGUCGUCAUAGCAACGCUGUAAUGGUUUAUGCUGGUAUGUUAUCAAAGUUCCUGUCGGUGGACUACCCAAAGUCAGGAAGCUUGUCCAGCACGGCAGGCUGCGUGUUAGAUCUACAGAGAACCCAACAAAAGUUAUCUGAAGAGGAAUACCAGUUCGCUGAUUGGCUGGUACAAAGUGAGCUCUACAUCAAGACAAACAACCAUUUCGAGAAACUUUAUAAGAAACUACACCUUCUACUGGAGUGUGUGGAUACUCCUCAGUGUUCACUCUCAGAACAAGAUCUUACUCUUCUCUGGAAAACUUUCACAGAUGUACAGACGAAGUAUAUCGAGAAGAUGCAGAAUCUGAACGCCGAGUACCCCUACGAUUUGGAGUCAGCUGUUCUGAACGUUAAAUUUUUUACAAAAUGUUACCUGGCUAUCUCACAGUGUGACAUGUACUCAGUGAUACACAUGCCUGUUAUCAAACAGGCUAAUUUGGAGCUGGAGGAAGCAUUUAAAAAGAAUUCAACCCUUUGGAUUGAAUCUAUUACAUCACCCUUCAAAUGCGAUACUAAUGGAAAUUACCGGGAGAUGGUCACGAAAUUAAAAGAUAUGACUAACGCUGCCCGGUUAGAGCUUAGGAAUGAGUCAAAAACAUACGGACCAGCUUUGGAAGGAACACCAUACUCAUCUGUUCUUCUUUAUCAGAUAAACGAGAAGAUCAGUAACGUCACUAUUAACGUGUUGGCCAAAGUGAUAGGCUUCUUAAGAGCAGCCCGACCGGAGUCUGAAACAGAGGUGCAGGAGGAGGAUCUCCUGAACGACUGUCUGGGUCUUUACGUGGCUGUUGCAGAUCUCAAAAAGCUGUGUAAAGACAUGGACCCAGACUCCAAUCAUGCACUGGACAACUUCCACAGCUGGUUCUACAGUGUUGUAGAUACCUGGUUACACAUGGUUCAGGUGAAGCAUCAUACUAGGGUCACUAAGUGUGUGGACUUUGACCCGCUGGACAGACUCGACAUGCAUGUUCCGUACUCUUCGUGUGUAGUUGACGUGGCCACGAUGAACAACUACCUCUGUGAGAUAAAGGACAUAUUCGACUUCCCUGACGACCAAAGCCGAUACGCCGUUAUAUCAAAACUCAGCAAGCAAGUUUUUGAAAGUGCACUGCAACUAUCUGAAUUGCUGGUAGAAAAAGGAAAAGCUAUGAUAGAUAGAGGGCUAAAGAAAUCCAGCAACGAUAAACUAGAACAAGAUGAGAUACUGAAGAAGUCUCUGGCAGUGACAUGUUCUCUGAGGGAAAACAGAAACUUUAUCGGAACUUUGCCUGAAGUGCUGGGCUGGGACUCCUUCUCUAGCACCACUGUUCACCACCAGAAACUGAGCUCCAAGCUUGAUGAGGCGGACAAAGUCAUUUUACGUUUCAAAAUUCAGUGGAUGAAGAUAGUUUGUGAAAGUUUGAUCGAACCCAAAUUCGUGGAGGCAUUCGAGAAGUUCAUCAAACAAGCUUACCGUCGGGACAGUACAGCCUCGGAUACGCUGGUAAACAUGUUACUGGAGGAGCUCACCAAGAUACACUCUAACGUUGAACCCAGCUUGUUUGAGGACAUGCUCACUAUAAUCUGGGAACGGAUUAUCCUUCCUCAGUUUGAGAGGCAUGUGGCAAAGAGGCCCACCAAGAUUAAGAACUACUACGAUAUUCUUCAGGACAGUUUCAAGGAGGUUUCCGAGUUUUUUGUAUCAGAAAUGAGUACGUUGGAUCACGUGAUUACCCAGAGCCUACGGUACAACAAACUCAUCUACAUACUUCAAAACCUCACCAUCUCACUCGACGACCUCUUGUUCAGGUAUUUCUUGGAAGAGAGUAUACAGGAAUCUAAACAACAUUCCGAGCUUGGCUUCAUUACAUUCACUGCAUUUCUAACAAAACAAAAGGAUAAAACUAUUGUCAAGGUGACGGUAGUAAGAUGCUCAGGACUACCAAUAAUGGACACGCUGGGGAAGUGUGACACCGUCGUCAAGGUUACCAUUCAACCCAGACAAACCUCACAUUUCUCUCACCUCAAGAUUCAGUCCACUAAGCCUGUCUUCAACGACCUAGACCCGGUCUUCAACCAAGAGUUCGAGUUUUCAUUUUUCACGGAUGUGAACGAGCUGGAGGAGGGAGCUUGUAUCCAGUUUACCAUCUGGGAUAAAGACAGGUUAUCUGCUGACGACUUUAUUGGCGAGACACUCUGUGAUCUUAAUUCUGUUCCAUUCAACAAGCCCGAAGAGUUUAAGACACAUAUAGCCCUUCCAGAUCUAAAAAGUUUAAGCUAUGAUGUGAUCGAACACCGAUGUCCGUAUGAGAAGACUGCUGAGAAGUUCAUUAAGGAGCGGUCCCUUCUGAUCAACGAGGCAGGAGAGGAGUUUAUUUCGAAACGAGCAUCUGCUCUGACGAUAUUCCAAGAUCUCAAAGAACGGAUUCGAACUUACUCGCUGACGGAUUGACCAUAAUAAGUGAAACAGGUAGAUGAAGUUCACAGCACGCUACCUAGUCUUAUAUCAGCACAGAAAGAGAAGAUCUGAAGAAGAAUCAGAAAUAAUGCUAGUUUUUAGCAGUGUUCAGAAUCAGAAAGUAAAUGAACAGACAGGCCAACAUAUUUCUGUGAGAUUUUCCAGAUCGAAAUAAUAAUAAAAGAAGAUAACGAAAAACAGAUUUUGUUGAUGUCUUGUUUAAUAGAUUAUUAUUUAUAGUUAUGAAUCACUUGGUCUCCUAUUUUCGGACACCCUGGCCCUAGGCCUAUGAUAAUGAUAGAAGUAGCGAAUAUAUGCUUUCUUUAGUGGAAAUUUAUAAAUUUUGAUGCAGAUUAAGUGUUAAGGUAAGAGCAGAUGUAUAAUUCCAGAUGUAUAAUUCCGGCUAUUGAGAUAGCUUGGGAUGAAUAAUUGAUUUUACUUUAAACCUCA